This is a messenger RNA of Aphanomyces astaci, 830 nucleotides long. RefSeq lists its product as hypothetical. NCBI's taxonomy places the organism in Eukaryota, Oomycota, Saprolegniomycetes, Saprolegniales, Verrucalvaceae. The transcript has 8 exons. The record is from RefSeq and is a predicted model, not a curated record. The coding region runs from base 17 to 664 and encodes 215 amino acids.
AAAAGAUUGCAACAGGAUGGCAGUGCGCGCGCCAAGCCGAGGCGGCGACGAGGAAAGGGCGUUUGACGCGGAAUUGAUCCUGUUUGUCCCGGAAGAGGAACGAGUUGCAGUCAUGGUGGAAGCAUGCUCAAAGCAUAGUCGGUCCUUUGUGGCACACGUUUAUCGUCCGUUCCUCUCGUAUGCACUACAACACCCUCAUGCGACGUCGCUCCCUGCACUCUUGCGACGAUUCCUGGAAGAAGUGGAUCUUGCGAAGCGAGUCAGUAUGAUUCGAAUUGGAUGGGAAGAGCUGGAAAAAGUACUGGCGGCAAACCACGACAACAAUACAGUGUGCGUCGUAGCUCUGGAAUCCUUUCUCGCCACUUGUCCCAUGCAAGUUGAAAGCAUGGUUGACUUUAUUGAGCGGACAAUGACGUGCGAUCUGUCCAAGGACGUUCGCAAGCAAGUCAUGCAGAGUGUUUAUCGCUGCAACUUGAGCGACGAUGCAAAGCGAUGGUACUUUGUCCAAGCUAUGCAGCUGGAAUCGACGAGCCACCUGCGCGAGUUUGCUUUGGGAUACCUGCAAAAGAUGGACCUCUCCCAUGACGCCGCGCUGCACGCGAUUGUAAACCAAUUGCGAGACAAAUCGAAACGAAUGCACACGAUGGCGCUUUCCUUUCCUUGAAACCAUUUUCAAGGUCGAUCCCAAGACUCUGAUGGAUCACAUCGGUGUCACGUCCAUGGCGCAAUGCCUCGGACUCGUGUCGAACCUUGCCAACCCCAACGACGACAGCCAUCGCAUCGCCCUGGCGCGCAUGUGUACGUAUCUAGAUUCAUUCAUUCCAUCCAAC